CAUCGCACCGACGACUCUUCUGGAAACGGAUUCAAGGGCCCUUUGGAACUUUGUCACGCAGUUUCCUUUUACAGCAAAACAGACGAUUUUUUCCCCCUUCGUGUUUUGGCAACAUAGCAGAAUUUAACAGGAGAACCAUGCACUUCACGUCGGCGCAUCGCUUCUUGGCUGUCUGUCUCACUCUGUUUGGAUACCUUGGGGACGUUUACGCAGGGACCGUCCUGGUAAACUCCAACGCCAUCAAAAACUUGCCCGGCACUUCGGGCGGCAAAGGUGCCGAAACUGUCAGUCCGACUCCGCGCACCUCGCCCCCCGGUAGCCUGGGACAUAAAUUACCCGCGGACACCUUACAGCAGUCAGGUGUUUGCACAGAUGAUGAAGACUGUGACGGUGAUGAAUUCUGCAACGACGCCCGCGGCGCCUGUCUGCCCUGCCGUAAGAGCCGGAAGCGUUGCGCACGGGACUCCAUGUGUUGUGCAGGAAACCGGUGCAGCAAUGGCGUUUGCCAGGCAAAUGACAUCGAUGGCACAGAUGCAUCUAUCAUAACUGGCUUGCACAAACACAAUAAGACUGGGGAGCAUCACGCCAAGAAACCUCCCACAGCCCACAGCAAUCAGCUUCAAGCUGCAAAAGGCCAGGAAGGCGACAAUUGCCUGAGGUCUGCUGACUGCUCUGACGGUCUGUGCUGCGCCAGACACUUCUGGUCUCGCAUCUGCAAGCCUGUGCUGACGGAGGGCCAGGUGUGUACGCGCCACCGCAGGAAAGGCACCCACGGCUUGGAGCUGUUCCAGCGCUGUGACUGUGGCGACAGUCUGGCGUGCCGACCUGAGAAAGGAGAGCAAGACCACAGUGUCAGCAGGACAGCAGCCCGGAACCUACACACCUGUCAGAGACGCUGACACCAAAGUGUGAACACACAUAGAGACAGAAAUACACACACUCCCAGCAAUCCCAUAGAAUCAGUCACAGACACGGAACAAACACUUUCAGCCUUCUACACACCAGAGAUGCUGACACACACACACAGACACCCAACACCUAAGACAUUCCUUCCUGCCAAAGCUGCUGACACAAAACAGCACCCGGAAGGAUAGACACCAUUCUUGGAAAAGUGAUACACCCAGAGGGAUGCAGCAGUGCAAGACGGACUGAUCCGAUUCCCAAUCAACAAAUGAGGAGUCGGAAGUUAGGGAGUGACAUUUCAGAAAGUCUUGGGAAAAUCGAUACAAGUCGCCAGUAAUGGCAAAGAUGUUUUGUUUCUCUUUUUAUGGAACUUCAAGCCUCAGUUAUUGCAGUAAAUUACUGUAUUGUAAAUAUUAUCCUGAAAGUGGCACUUAAUUGAGCUAUUGAAUUCUGUCAACACCAGUAUUAUAAAGACAUGGUGCUGCAUGCUUUGUAAAUGUGUUAUACAUAUUGUUUUAUAAGAAAAUGUUAUAAAUAGAAAACUUGGAAUAUAUUUGUUUUAUUAAAGAUCAUGUGAU
Pungitius pungitius (ninespine stickleback) is the source of this 1481-nucleotide messenger RNA. Its product is annotated as dickkopf-related protein 1-like. Gene Ontology annotation, biological process: multicellular organism development; negative regulation of canonical Wnt signaling pathway. The coding region runs from base 138 to 899 and encodes 253 amino acids. The transcript is spliced from 4 exons. Gene Ontology annotation, cellular component: extracellular region. The record is from RefSeq and is a predicted model, not a curated record. Gene Ontology annotation, molecular function: receptor antagonist activity; co-receptor binding. NCBI's taxonomy places the organism in Eukaryota, Metazoa, Chordata, Actinopteri, Perciformes, Gasterosteidae.